CGCGCGGUAGUGUGCACACAGAUGUGGAAGAGAGGCACACAAACACAUACUGUACACACACACAUACACACACACACCUCUUCUUCUACUGCUCCUUAGUUUCCUUAGGCUUAACACUGAAGCUUACUCUAUGCUCUGUAGGAGACAAAACAGAAACUGAAUGAAAGAAGAAAAAAAUGUAGAGAAAUACAACCCUGCUGCAUGAAUGACUGGCAUGUCCUGGAUUGUUUUAUCCCUCCUUCAAGAGGCAUGAUGGUUUUUCAAUCAGUGCUAGUUUCAAUAGCAGCAUUUUUUCUGUGAUAGAAAGUGUCUUCAUGUUUCAGGAUGAUCACAGACCAGGUCAUGGCUAUAGUCCUUUAUUCCUUCCAUAUGGUGCAUUUUUGCUGAUUUCACAAGUGCAUUAAAAAAAAAGAGGCACUCAUUUUCAUACCUUGUUGUUUUUCCUCUCAUCAAUGUUUAUGUGUGGGGGGGCAAGUGAGCAAGCAAGUGCUAUUGGGGUGGUGUUGGCUGGUGUGUGUGUGUGUGUGUGUGUGUGUGUGUGUGUGUAUGUGUGUGCGAGAGAGAGAGAGAGAGUGUGUGCUUGCAUGUAUAUGUAUGUGUAGAGAACCCUCAAGCUGCUAUUGGGUGAACACUUGGGGAGGAGGUGUGUUCAGUUUCACAGUAUGGCUCUUGUGUUAUGGGAGCUCUCUGCCAUCCCCCUUCGUAGUCCUCAAUAGCGAGUGUACUGCAGCUCCGGAUGCUGUGUAUGCUCGAGGGGAAGAAAGGAGGGACUGCCGCUGCUUCUCUGAGCCCAGGUCUGCAGGUCUGCCUCGCCUCUGCAGUGGAGACGGGAAGAAUCCCUCAGAGACAAGAAGGAAGAAAGGUUGAAGCUGGAAGCAAAACCAGUCUGGAGAGAAGAGGAAGUCGACUAAAUAUUUGGCAACACAUGCCAGGCUCCUCUAAUCUCUAAAGAACAGAUGUACUGUGUUCGUCUCCCUCCUCCAGAUGUCUACACUAUGGACUAGUUAGAUCUGGAACCUGCCAUCAAGAAAAACACAACUAUCUGCUAACAUUUAGAACAGAGAAAGAGAGGGAGAGUCGAUGACACUGAAACACACAAAUGAUGGACAAGAAAAGUGCAAAUGGCUUUUCCACCAAGGCUUCUGAGAGUGGGGGACAGAGGAAACAGCUGCCAUAUUCUGUGGAGACACCCUACGGCUUUCACCUGGAUCUGGACUUCUUGAAAUAUGUGGAUGACAUUGAGAAGGGUAAUACCAUCAAGAGAGUGCAUAUACAGAGAAAGAACAGGGGGCCAAAAUAUAGUACACUGCCACGCAACUUCAGCCUUCCUGGACAUGGUGCAAGACCUGCAGCCAAAGACACAUGGUCCAACACAUCCACCCUGGGAUCCAAGCCCAAGUCACGUGUUACUGAGGUCCAACAUCUUUUUGAUUUCAGAGCCAGCAGUGACAAUGCUGGCAGCAGCAGUAGCAGCCAAAGCACCCCUGCUGGUCAAUCAAAUGUGCAAGGUAGCAGCUACCUCUCUUCCCCCAAAACUGUGGAUCAGGUCCAUAUUCAGGCUUCCCAAGACCAACAGGCUUCACUAAGCCUUAAUGUGAGGCCUCACUUGUUUCGGGCAUCCAGCAUGCCUGUUAAUGUCCCACACAGGAAAGCGUCAGACUCUACUGAUGAUCAGAGCUCUCAAUCACAGAAUGGCUCGACUGAAAAACUAUUUCGCCCUGUGGAUGGUAGUGACAGGAGAGGAAGUAUACCUCAAGACAGGGCCAGCCUGCAUCAACAGAUAACCACAGCACUGAAACGGGUGCGCGAACUGGAGGAGCAGGUCAGAACGAUCCCUGAGCUAAAGGCUCAGAUUUGUUCCCUAAGAGAAGAGAGGGAACAACUGCUUCAGAGAAUUCAAACACAGUCUCAGGUAAAGAGUCUGCUAGUGAAAGAGCCAAGUGAAAAAACCCCACCAGAAUCCCAAGAAAAUACUAACCUUCCUUCAGCAACAAAACAGCAAGAAGCUCCAUCCCUGUCCCAGGAUACUGUGAGCGACAGUCAUACUAAAAUUCCAGAGUCAACUGUAGAUAAGCUAGCCGAGAACCUUGAAGCGCCAUCAACUUACACAGUUUUAGGAGAAAGACCAGUUCGAGGUGUGGUCUCUGUUCCAGUGAUACUCAUUGAAAAAGCUGAAAGUCCAACUGAUUCAGAAGACUCCGAGAGAAUGUUGGAAGAAUCUGAGCAUGAGACUGAAGUAUCUGAAAAGGUUUUGGAACAAGGAUUAGAAGAACAGGAGGAAAAGCAAGAGACUUCAUUAAAAGAUCAACAGCCUGCCCUAAAAGUAGGGGUUUCCAUAACAGAAGAAAAAGGAGAUCUAUCUGAAGGCACAGUGUCCCAAGAUGAACCUGAAAAAACUGAAACAGUUGAUCAGUUUAUUGUAGAAAAGAAAAAACAAGCCUCCACAAUAAAUGAACAAGAUGUUGUCACCAUCCAAGAACUCCAAGAAAAAGUCAAGACAUUGGAGGAAAGAUUAAGACAGGUCAGCUGUGAUCUGGAAAUGACAAACUCCUUACUGAGAUUACAGAUGGAGGAGAAUCGACAAAAGGAUGUAACAAUUCAGGAGUUAAGUGAAAAGGUAAAAGAACCCAUUGCAGACAGUGUAGAGCAAGAGUUGAUAGUUCCACUAGAGUCUGAGCCACUUCCACAACAUGUUAUUACUUGCGAUGCAUCAGUCAACACUGACAGCAAGCAUGUGUUAGAAAAAGCAGUCCUAACAGAUAUUGACCUUAAACCUAUUGACAGUAUAAAAGAACCAGACCUAAUGUGCUCUAGUACUCAAACAAAUAUAGUUGAGAUGCGAGAAAUUGAGGUGUUAGCACAGGUGGUGACAUCUGAAAAAGUUGUGGGUGUUGAAAUUGUUACAUGUGACCAGGCAGUUGAAACAGAUGUGUGUGAAAAUAGUUUGGAGACCAAAGAAAGAAAAGAGCUUGAAGCUGCAGAUGAAAGAUACAGUGUAGAUAGAGAUGAUGUAGACAAAGAAAAAAUGAGUGAAAGCAUGAUCACUGAGAGUGAUGUGGCUGAAGAGUAUGUUAUAGUAGAAAAGACUGAAGGGGAUUUGUUUGGGACAGUACCCAAGGAUAAUGCAAAUGUCAAGCCCUUGGCUAGGGAAAAAGAAUUGUUGGAGAAUGUUGAAACUGUGGUAAUAGAAACCACAAAAUCGGAUACAAGCACAGAUGAACCAUUACAGCAAGACCAAAAGCAACCACAAGGACAAGAAAUUCAGCCUCAACCUCAGAGGCCUGUUGAAGCUUCAGCAUCACCUGCAGCCAUAGGCCAGGUUGUCACUCGGAUCCAAGGUCUUCUCAAUGAGCAGUGGGCCAGCCUGGGGAGUGGGAGCCAGGAACCAAAAGGAGAGGGCUCACAGAAACAGUCAGUGUCAAAGAUCAGCUCCAUCCAGAGUCACCUUCGAGGCUCACUUAGUGCGCUUUCAGCCUUCUAUUCUCCUGUUCAAAAAGGAGGUGCAGCAAAGCAGUCAGGCCUCAAAUCUAUCAUGAAGAAGAAUGACUGUCCUGACAAGCAGAGGGCUGCAGGAGCCAAGAAAAACCUGAAAUUUGUUGGCGUAAAUGGAGGCUAUGAGACAACCUCCAGUGAGGAGUCCAGUGGGGAGGAGAAUGAGGACAACAGAGAGGAGGAGAAGGAGGAGGAGGUGGAGAUGGAUAGCUCGGAGACAGAGGAACAGGGAGAAGAGAGUGGAGUGGCCCAGGAGGAGAAGGAGGAGGCUGCUCCUGCUGGGGAGCAGGCUGAAGAAGCUCAGGCAGGGGGCUCCCAGGGUUCUGUGGAGCCUAAAGACCCACAGGCCAGUGUUGAUCCCCCGGAGGAGCAGCCCAGCAGUGAACUUGUAGAUAAAAACUUCAUGGCCGCUUGUCACUACUUAAAGGACCGAAUGGCAGAGGUAGCUGCCCCAAACAAAGAGAUGAGGCAGGUUCUGAUGGUGCUCUAUCAGGAAUGGUUCCGAAUUUCUAGUCAGAAAGAGUCCCAGGCAGAUACGGUCACUGUGUAUCUGAGAGAAGUUGGAAAUCACACCCCCACUCUCCUGCGCUAUAUAGUUAACCUGGCUGACGGCAACGGCAACAUGGCCUUACACUACAGUGUCUCCCACUCCAACUUCCAAGUAGUCAAGCUCCUUUUGGAUACUGGUUUGUGUGAAGUGGAUCAUCAAAAUAAAGCCGGCUACACGGCGAUCAUGUUGGCAGCUUUGACUGCAGCAGAAGGACUUGAGGACAUGGAAGUGGCCCAGCACCUACUGAGCCUGGGCAACGUCAACGCUCAGGCAGGCCAGUCUGGUCAGACAGCAUUGAUGCUUGCAGUUAGUCACGGGCGCACAGCGAUGGUGCAGGUUCUUCUCGACUGUAAAGCUGAUGUGAACACACAGGACCAAGAUGGCUCCACGGCACUGAUGUGUGCCUGCGAACACGGCCACAGUGAGAUAGCCAAACUACUGCUAGACAGAUCUGAAUGUGACACUAGCUUGAAAGAUAAGAAUGGGCACACUGCACUCUCGGUGGCCAUCAAGUUCUCCCACUCUGAGCUAGUUGACCUUCUGAAGGCCCACGCUGACAAGGCUGAAACUUCACAUACUACAAGUCUUCUCUGAAGUUGCUCGUACACUUCCUCUGCAGUAGCAACAGUACCUGCAUUCACCCUCCAGCUGCCUCAACCAGACAAACUGACCAGUGAGACUUAUCUGGAAAGGAAAAAUGGACUUUCCUCGAUUUGGACAAGCAACAGGCCAAGUUUUGCAGUUCUCUGAAGCGUAGUUCAACGUCAAAGCUCUUAACUUAAUGUGGAUGAAGCAUGGUACAUUGUUACAUGUUGUGUCCUGUUUUUCAAGUAUUAUUCUAUUUUUGUCAAGUAGAGAGCAUUAUACAUGAAUGUUACUAUAGAGUCUAUCAGAUACACACUAUAUUUAUUUUAUAUUGCACCUUGCUAUACUGUUUUUUUUUAUUCUCCUCUAAAAUAUACAAGGCCUGUCUGAAUAUAACCUGAUGAGCAAAAUUGUGUCUUCCAUCAUGAAGGUUAUCAGGUAAUGCUUUUCAUGUUAAAACUUAAAAGGUUUAUUUUAUCUUUGCGUUUAGCAUGAGGCCAGUAAAAUAGCAGGAUAGCUCCCGUACCAAAUACAUUCAAUCAAUCGAAAAUGCAACAGAAAACGUUAGGUCAGUGCUGGACUCUGUGAUGUGCUUCACACUAUCUGGUCAGGUGUUUUAAAUAAUUGGAUAUACUGAGCUGAUAUAGAAGAGCCCCAUCCCCCACAACUCCACUACCCACACUUAUAAGUAUAUGAAGAAUGACUUUAGCAAUUGAGACGAGGGGUGGACAAAUCAGUAGCUGGGGUCCCUGGCACAAGAAGACUACAUGUCUGUGCUAUUUUUGUUUUUGGUCUUCUCUCAUUUUACAAGCAGAAAAAAAAACCCUUUUGCCUUUUGCAAAACAAAUACAUUCAUAUGGUGUGUGUGUGUGUGUGUGUGUGUGUGUGUAUAUAUACAAAAUGCAUGCUGCUCAAUCUAAAUCCCACCGCCUGCUGCACUACACACACUGGCUUUUACUAGUCAAAUGAAUUAUCGAGCAUGGAUAACACAGAAUCAGGAAAAUGCAAGAAUGAGGAAACACUGAUGAAACCUUAGCAAAAUAAAGUCCAGCUUAAAUCUGUCAUACAAAUUUCCUGCUAGCACAACAUGCAGUCACCAAGCAGUUAGACACAUUGAGAAAAAGCCAGAAUGGAUUUGUAAGUGCUGUUGCAUAAAUAUUCUAUGUUUAUGAUGCACAGUUGAUAAUUGAUUCAUAAUCGAUUCCAUAAUAAUAAUAAUAAUAAUAAUAAUAAUAAUAAUAAUAAUGGUUAAUUCCAAUAAUUAUUCCAAUCUAAUAAAUACAUAAAUAAAUAAACAAACAAACAAACAAACUUACCUUAAAUAGUUUAUUAAUAUAUUUAUUACAUGGAAUUAUGGAAUCAAUUAUGAAUCAAUUAUCAAUUGUGCAUGAUAAAAAUAGAAUAACAUAGUUCACGAUGCACAAUUGAUAAUUGUUUCAGAAUUGUUUCUAUAUUUGUGCAUCGCAAACAUAGAAUAUUUAUGCAAAACACCACAGCUCAUAGCCAAACACUGACAAAUUGCUUCUUGCUUUGUGCUAUCUCAGACACCCCCACACAACCCAAGCGCCCCCCCCACACACACACACCUUUUUUUGUUGGAAAAUUCCCCUAUGCAGGAAUUUCUAUAUUCAGUUGCAUCUGUAUUGCAUCUACUGUACUGUACCUAAUUUUACUUUAUGUUAGCGACCACAUUCUAGUCGUCAAUUAGGUUUCCAGGCACACCAACAAACGAUUGAGCAUUUACUUGCCCAUGGACCUAGUUAAUACAUGUAUGAUUUGUCCACCCCUGAAGACAUUUAUGUUAAUGAUUUUCUGGAGCAACCACUUGGACCUGCAGUGAAUAAGAUUUGGGGAUGAUCACCAAAGUAUUGGUAUAUAAAGUAUUUAAAUAUGCUAUUUUAUUAAAUGCUGAAAUAUUAUUCAUAACCCUUGAAAAUAUAUGAAUAACAGAGAAAGCAAUGUGGAAGCUAUCUGCUGCAGUAUUCAAUAAUGCGAUUUUGCUUUGAUUUUAAGCGAAAUGUGACUCAUACUGGUGUAACGUUGGCUUACUGUACAAUUACACAAGAAAACAUACUUAGAAAACAUACUGGAAUAAACAAAAAAGACUGUUUUUGUUUGCACUUGACUGCUAUUCAGUGCAUUUUCUCAAAAUGGUAGAUCACCGAGGUAGAACCGUCCACACUUACCAGUGGAUUUAUUUAUCAGCUAUGUUCCAGUGGUACAGUGGAUUUACCAGUGGAUUUAUUUAUCAGCUAUGUUCCAGUGGUAAAGGAACAAACUAAAGAAAUGGCAAAGGUUCCUUGAUAUAUUUGGAAAUAUUUUGAUUAGGAAUAUCUCUAAGGAAAAAGAAAAUACUGUGGUGUAUAAAAUAUAAAGUUCUAAGAAGUCCGACUGAGUGAAGCAGAUUCUCUGAACGUCCAUUACAGUGUCAUAGCAGUUCAACAGAGGUGCACAAACACUAUUUUGAACACAGUCUUGAAAAGGCACUUUAACAUAAACUUAAGUCUUGGUCUUGUACAUAAUGUACCAAAUGUCCAAUAUUGUGAAGUUUAGCUUGUAAAAUGGUCCAGAGAUGAUACACACAGGGUGAACCAAAUACGUUUUUAAGGACAAAUCAUGUUGUUAGACUACAAAUAAUAUAGAAAGUGGUACUUUAUCGUAAACACGCUCUACAUGGGACCCAAAAGUCUAAUAAUUAUUUAUUUCUAAUGCUAUACUUUACAUGCUGCUAUAUGUAUGGAUAGAGUAUUCAUAUAAUAUCUAUAAAUCCAAUAUGUUUUGCUUAUGUGUCUUUAAAACAUGUUUGUAUGAAUAUAUCUUUUUAUACACUGGCGAGAUUUUUCUUAUUUUUCUGAUUUCCUCUAAGAACAAUGUCUGUCGUCACGUCUGACCCCAGUGAUUCCAGUACAACCAGUUAAACAACUUUUCUUUUUCAGCAAGAAACUGAAAAUGUCUACUUUCAAACAGCUGAAGGUUUUUAUCCUUUGCACUGCAUUAUAUAUAUAUAAUUAAAUGCUCUGUCCCAGGA
Ictalurus punctatus (channel catfish) is the source of this 7655-nucleotide messenger RNA. RefSeq names its product KN motif and ankyrin repeat domains 4 (gene kank4). The transcript has 12 exons. Gene Ontology annotation, molecular function: protein binding. NCBI's taxonomy places the organism in Eukaryota, Metazoa, Chordata, Actinopteri, Siluriformes, Ictaluridae. Bases 1100 to 4636 code for a protein of 1178 amino acids. Gene Ontology annotation, biological process: negative regulation of actin filament polymerization. Gene Ontology annotation, cellular component: cytoskeleton; cytoplasm. The record is from RefSeq and is a predicted model, not a curated record.